AUGACGUCCCACUACGGCACGCCCGAGACCAAGAAGUCCCCCCAGCACCUUGAAGCUACUAAAGACAUCACGGCGGCCGAGGAGCACUACCACAUCACCAAUACCCACUGCGCUAUCGAUUGCACCGCAUCCGUAUCCCACCUAUCUCAACUAUCCCAAAACAACCGAGUGACCCCAGAGAACUACUGGUACUGUCACAAUCCGCACGGCCUGUCGCCCCAUUAUGCCGGCCCUUGGUUCGAUUUCCGCAACGAUGAAUCGUUCGUCCGGUGGAUAGAGAGAGAAACAUGUUCUUCUCUUUCGCAAGCCACUUCCUCCACUUCUCCUUCAACAACCUCCUCAGACCACAAGCCCGAAGGCAGCAAUAACUACCAAUGCGGAGGGGGGAGCGGGAGUCCGUUGGCCUGGGGCCUGUACAUACACAACGGGUUCCGGAUCGUGUAUGCACACAUCGGUGUGCUUCUGAAGAAAUCCCUGGCCCAGAACCAGAGCCAGAACCCGAACCUGGCAGGUCGUGUGGGGGCAUCCCGUAACCGCAGUUGGGAUUCGGAGACUACUCGGGGCAUGAUAAAAUUCCUCACGAUCGACAUCCUCUCCCACCCGGCCGCGACGCCAUCCUCAGCGGUGGCCGCGGUGCCCCAGCGGUCUGAGCGGUCUGAGCGACGGUCUUCCGAGCAGUCCGAGCAGCAGGGAGCAUGGAUCUGCCAUAAUCCCGACGGCAUGGUCAACCACUCCGCCGGGCCGUGGUACUUCGACCGCCAGCCGUCGUGCCCCGAGUGCAACCACCAGCCGUGCAAGGUCUGCAAGUUACCGUCCGGCUACCAUGAUCGAUUCAACGACAGCAUGACCGAGAACGAUAUUUUUUCUAUGAUUUAUGAUUGGUGA
Tricharina praecox is the source of this 885-nucleotide messenger RNA. RefSeq lists its product as uncharacterized. NCBI's taxonomy places the organism in Eukaryota, Fungi, Ascomycota, Pezizomycetes, Pezizales, Pyronemataceae. The record is from RefSeq and is a predicted model, not a curated record. The transcript has 9 exons. Bases 1 to 885 code for a protein of 294 amino acids.